GGAAAAUUGGCGGUUGCGCUGCUGCAUCGGGUUUCUUUCGCUCCCCUGCAACCCUCCGACCCCGACUCCUCGCUCCCUCUGUGACCAAGUCUCACCCCCGGGAAACCCCCCCCAAAGUUGGUACGGAGUAAUUCAAAGCAUUUUCCGUCGACGACGCAACUAUCACCAGAAAUUGCUUUGUAUCACAAACAGCGGGAAUCAUGGCUUCUGCACCCACCGCCAACGGCGACGCCGCCGCGGCCGAUUACAACCUCAUUUCUAAGCUCGCCAAGCACCUCGAUCGCCACCUUAUCUUCCCGCUUCUCGAGUUCAGCGCUUCCCAACUGGUCGACGAGGAAAGCGGCGAGGUCAAGGAUGAGGCAAAGGCGCGCGAGAUCUCGCAGGCGAAAUACUCGCUUCUAAAGAAGACCAACAUGACGGACUACGUAGCCAACCUUUACUGCGAGCUUCAGGGCCUCGAGGAGCCGCCCGCCGAGUUUGCCGAGAAGAAGCAAAAGGUGUUCAGCCAGCUGCAGAAGUACGAGCAGGAGACGAGCAAGAUCAUUGAGCUUCUUGAGCGCGAUGAUGUGGUCAACAACCUUAGGAGUGACAAGGUGGCCAACUUGGAGUUUCUGAAGCGGGAUCAUCAGGUGACAAUGGAGAUGGUGGAUGCCCUGUUUGAACUCGGAAACCUACAAUACAGCUGCGGCAACUACGCCGACGCGUCCGAGAUGCUCUACCGCUUCCGCGUCCUCUCUACUGAUAACGACAAGGUGGCGUAUGCGACAUGGGGCAGGCUCGCCUGCGAGAUCCUCACCAUGAACUGGGAGACGGCCAUGGAGGAGUUGCAAAAGGUUCGCGAGACCAUCGACUCGAGGCUGUCACAGAACCCGCUGGCGCAGCUGCACCACAGGACCGCCCUCACCCACUGGGCCCUGUUCCCCCUCUUCAACUUCGAAAAGGCCCGCGAGCCGAUCCUCGAGCUCUUCUUCAGCGCCGGCUACAUCAACACUAUCCAGGCGAACUGCGCGUGGAUCCUGCGCUACCUCGCCGUCGCCGUAAUCACGAACCGCAGCCGCGCCAAGAACCCCGGCAUCCACCAGAAGCAGAUGAAGGACAUCGUUCGGAUCGUGAAGCAGGAGGCGUACGAGUACCAAGAUCCGGUCACGCGCUUCGUGCACGCGCUCUGCAUUGACUUCGACUUCGAGGAGGCCCAGCGGCAGCUGGUUCUGGCCGAGGAGGUUCUCCGUGCUGAUUUCUUCCUCCUUGCGCACGCCGACGACUUCGUCGACUCGGCGAGGCAUCUGAUCUUUGAGAGUUACUGCAAGAUCCAUGCUCGCAUCUCGCUGCAGGAUCUGAGCGCGAGACUGGGCCUGAAUGCGGACGCGGCCGAGAAGUGGAUUGUUAACCUCAUCCGUGACACCAGGCUUGACGCCAAGAUUGACUAUAAGGAGGGUACAGUCGUCAUGAACCACCCGCCAAGCUCCGUCUACCAGCAGGUUAUCGAGAAGACCAAGGGCGGCUUCUUCAGGACGCAGGUUCUGAGCGCGGCGGUUGCAAAGUAGGAGCAGCAACUCGAGAACGAAACUAUGGGGGAGGAUCGUAAUCAGAGCGGGGAGGAACAACCAGCUCUGGAACAGCCAGCUGCGGAGCACAGGCAGGACGGGAACCCCCCAACCCGCGAACCUGCCAAUUGAUGGCCUAACCUGAGCCGGGGGCUUUCUUGCUUUGGCGGUUCAGCGCCGGACAGCGGAGUUGCAAAACUGGAAUUGUGGGGGUUCUAUGUCCCCCAUCAAAUCAUGUGGCUUGAUAGGGGAGGGCGGAGGUCUGGGUUUGCGGAUUUGCAGCAUCGGUAGACAUCGUGCAAUGGCGGCGACCAUAUAUCACUAUGCCGUUACAGCGGAUGGGCAGCGAUGUACAUAUACCUCGACGGCGCAUGAGAAUGGUUAUGGCUGAUGGCUUGCUUGGCGGAUUCACUACAGGAUUUGCCAAAAGGGAAAAGUUUGAGCCACAUGCUCUUCGUCCAGAUUGCCGUUAUUCAUUCCCUCGGACUG
Messenger RNA from Thermothelomyces thermophilus ATCC 42464, 2033 nucleotides. RefSeq lists its product as uncharacterized. Gene Ontology annotation, molecular function: translation initiation factor activity. The transcript is spliced from 2 exons. Gene Ontology annotation, biological process: translational initiation. Bases 201 to 1544 code for a protein of 447 amino acids. The record is from RefSeq and is a predicted model, not a curated record. Lineage: Eukaryota; Fungi; Ascomycota; Sordariomycetes; Sordariales; Chaetomiaceae. Gene Ontology annotation, cellular component: cytoplasm; nucleus; eukaryotic translation initiation factor 3 complex.